Ostreobium quekettii is the source of this 642-nucleotide messenger RNA. The record is from the annotation of a GenBank genome assembly. Lineage: Eukaryota; Viridiplantae; Chlorophyta; Ulvophyceae; Bryopsidales; Ostreobiaceae.
AUGCCCAACGCCGAUCCCUCACCGUGCGUCAUGGGUAAAAGUGCGGCGUACCAACUCCUCGAACUCACGGUGCGUCCCGCGCGAUCGCCCCAACUCAUGACCGUGAUGCUUUGGUGGCAGGCCUACUUGUCCUCCUGUGGCGGCAUGUUCGGCCAGCCCGGCGCCAUGCCCCCAUCUUUUCCCCCCGGAGGCUGGGGCAUGCCGCCCCCGGGAAUGCAGCUGCCGCCGGGUAUGUUCCCACCGGCGCCGGGCGCCGAGGCGCUGUUCCCGGGCCUCGUGAACGGCGGAAUGGGCACGGCGAUGGGCACCAAGGCCGGGCCGGCCAGCGCCCCCGGCGGCCAGGCGAAGAGGCGGCGGAGGCAGGACAGCGGGGGCAGCGGGGACGGACAGGCCAACGGCGGGUCGCAGCUUAGCUCGGCGAACCGAAAGGGGCGGAGACCAAGGCAGGAGGAGCGGGUGUGCAAGAACUGUGGCACUCGCUCGACGCCUUUCUGGCGCAAGGACAAGCAUGACGGGCUGCCCCUUUGCAAUGCCUGCGGACUCUACCUGUCCAAGAACGAUGCUCCAAGACCAAAGGUUUUGUGGAAGAGCUCAGAUCCCUCGGCCGUGGUCGUCGAGCAGAGCAACGCGGCGUGCAUGUAG